AUGUAUAAAUGGCUCGUGUUUAUCGUUAUUUUAAAAACUGUAUCUGCAGAAGAAGAUCGAGUAUGUGAAAUAAAAUGUCCAGUUGAAGACAAAGAGAUGGUUUGUGCAUUUGAUAUAAUAAAGAGAGCCUACAAAAUUUUUCCUAGCAAAUGUGCUAUGGAUGAAUUUGCUAAAUGUUUUAAUAAUGAUUUGGUCAAAACUCCGCUUAAAUUUUGCUUAAAAGAGUACACUUCGACUCGAAGAAUUUACGGAGAGUCAUGUCCGGUAUUUUGCCCAAGUCAUUACAAACCAGUAUGCGGCGCGUCGAAGUACAGAGAUUAUAUAUAUAGGACGUUCAACAAUGGCUGUUACCUAGAUAUGAUUAAUUGCAGAGGUGAUGAUGAUACCACAGGGUACGUCGAGGUCCCACUACAGUUUUGUCAAAGGCAUCUUAUGAAGAAUAUAUUUAAAGAGAAGCUCGUAAUGUCGGAUACUAACGAUUUUCAAGAUUAUAAG
This is a messenger RNA of Brenthis ino (lesser marbled fritillary), 495 nucleotides long. NCBI's taxonomy places the organism in Eukaryota, Metazoa, Arthropoda, Insecta, Lepidoptera, Nymphalidae. The record is from the annotation of a GenBank genome assembly.